UCACGAGGGUUAACUCAAGCUUUGCAGUAAGGAACGUCAGUAGAAAAUGGCCUCCUUUAGAACUGCUAUUCUCCUCCUGACGCCAGCCGUCCUGUUGGCCUGGGUCACGGUGGCUGCUCCAGGCUGCCCGGAGCACUGCGAGUGUGAGCACGGGACCCUCAUCGUGAACUGCAGCCGCCUGGGCCUGACGCGCGUCCCGACCGCCAUCCCCGCUAACGUACAACAGCUCAUCCUGGAGAACAACAACAUCGCCAAGGUCUCACGGGACAACUUCAGAGGGCUCAAGUCUCUCCAGUUCUUAGACCUGAGCUCUAACCAGUUAAACAGUGAGGGGAUCCCGGCAGACGCGUUUGAUGAUGUUCCCUCCCUCCAGACACUGGAUCUGUCGGACAACAGGAAGUUUGAAGACUUCCCAACGUACCUACCUUCACAGCUGAUGACUCUGUACUUCAUACAAAAUAGCCUCAAGCACGUCAAAAAAGAAGCAUUCGCAAACCUGUCUGAUUUGAUCCACUUGGAUAUUUCCUACAACGGAGUGGAGUCUAUCGCACCCGGUGCAUUUCACAACCUAUCAAACCUGGCCGUAUUUUACUGUGACUUCAACAAACUUAACGACAACGGCAUCCCUACAAGCGUCUUCCAGCCGGCCAGCAAACUCUCUAUCCUGGGCCUGAGGUUUAACCAGCUGACGCGCGUUCCUGUAGACCUUCCUCCAGGUCUGGAACACUUGGAUCUGGUCGGGAACAAGAUCGUGGAGCUCCCGUCCAGAGUCUUCUCCAACCUGACUGAGCUCCAGACGUUGGAGAUCUGGCAACAGCCCUCCCUCACCACCAUCGAUGAUGACGCAUUUGCUGGUCUGGGGAAGCUGCAGAUCCUGGACGCCACCUCCACGGGGUUGAACAGGGUGACGGGCCGCACGAUGGACGGUCUGACGGGGACCUGGCAGGUGUACCUGUCGCUGAACAAGAUCCCAGCGAUCCCAGCAGGAGCUUUCCACGACAUGAAGAACCUGUCGUCCCUGUGGCUGGAUGCGAACCUCAUCACCACGCUCUCUCCCGAGGUUCUUGAUACGAGCGUUCUACCCCGCUUGUCGGAAGUGUACCUGUGGGGAAACCCGUGGACAUGUGACUGCCACCUCCGCUGGCUCAAGGAACACAUCGACAACAACAACACCGCUCCGACCAUUCAAGAUCCUCACCUCAAUGUGUGUAAUGCGCCGCCCAAACUCAAGGGACGGGCUUUUGAUACGCUUUCUCCAAAUGAUUUUGUGUGCAGUUGACGGGGACUAAUAUCAAGUUUUAAUCCAGUCUAUUUGAGAGCCGUUUUUCUUAGAUCAUGUGUAAAGUAAAGACCCCUGAUUUGUUGCGUAAAGCAGUCACGUGCCACGAUUAAGUAGUGGUUCCUUACGACCAGAUAAAACCGUGCUCAUGUAACCUAUGUAAUGUAACUGAGACACUGUCGUAUGAGAAACUGUGCCAAUGGUGUUCUCGGAUAGGGAUCCUACAUGUAAAGCGAUUGUCGACGGCUGUGAGAAACUUGCUUGUUGGAUUAAACACAUUGUCACUUUAAUGCGGAUUCAUGUAUUAAACGAUUCCAUUCCUUGAA
Messenger RNA from Branchiostoma floridae (Florida lancelet), 1605 nucleotides. Its product is annotated as platelet glycoprotein V-like. Gene Ontology annotation, molecular function: protein binding. The record is from RefSeq and is a predicted model, not a curated record. The transcript has 2 exons. Bases 47 to 1279 code for a protein of 410 amino acids. Lineage: Eukaryota; Metazoa; Chordata; Leptocardii; Amphioxiformes; Branchiostomatidae.